AUGGGACACAGGAUGACAGCCACACUACCCAUCUCAGCUCCCCCAGGAACAUCGAGAAUGGCCCCUGAGCCUUGCCAAGAGGCUGAAAAAGCUGAGAGACAGGCUGCCUUAUCCCUGGCGGACGAAGAGCCGGUCAGUGACCACCCGGAGCCUCCAGCUGGCCCACCCAAAGACCCAGUGGCUUCUGCAUGCCUGAAGGACACCAAGCCCAGCUCCACGCCCGUGGUCUUCCCCGUCAACCUGCAGUUGGCCCCUGAGUCCUUGGACCCCCGCACCCUGCGGCUGCUGUGGGGUCAGCGGGAACUGGAGAUCCAGGCUCUGCGGUGGACCAUCCGGAACCGCCAGAAUGCCCGGCGCUGCCACAUCCUGUACGAGGUGGCUGGACUGCCACCCGAGAGUUGCUCACACAGUCAGGAGAAGCUUCUGCAGAACCAGGUCCAGAAGCUGACUCUGGAGUUGAAAGGGCAGAAGGAACAGGCCCAACUGGAGAAGUCCCAGCUGGAGACUGAGCUGCAGGCGUUCCAGAGGUCCUGCCUCCUGCAGCUGGCCCGCUCCUCCUGGGUGGGUCGCGUGCUGCGAUCUUCCACCGGCAGCGUGGAGGUGGUAACUGCAGAAACGCUGAUGGACUCCAGUGACCUCUCUGAGAAUGAUCAGGUCCCCUCUACUGGAGAGGGUUUCCGGCUGGAGGACGUAGACUGGAACAGCAUUGCCCAUCGGUAUCCCAACCUCCUCGCCAACAUCAAGUCCAACUCAGAUCAAAAGCACCCCCGGGCCUUGCCAUCCCCACCGGCCCCAGUGCCUGGCCAGUGGGGCUCGGAGCUGCAUAGAGAGUGUGUGGAACAGCAUCUCAAGAGUGUCGAGUGGCGUUCCCUGCCCUCUGUGGGCACCAGCAGCUCAGGGGGCACAGACUCCAAUCCCGGCAGUGGCUGGCUGGCUGAGCCUCAUCGCGUGCAGAAGGUGACGGGACAGCCACCCUGCGCUGCAGGCCGCAGUUCUGAGUUGACAAAACCACACCGGAGGAGCUUCGGCAGGGAAAUGCAGGCACUGCCUGAAGCCCCCAGGGCCAUCCCUCCUGCUGUGGAUCUGACCCCUGGAGCUGUUCCUCUCCCACGUGCGGCCUCAGGGUACUGCAGCCCCAUUAACUCCAGCCUGAAGAUCGUGGCCGUGAGCCGCAAGGAGAGGUUCGUGCGCGUGCUCAACCAGUCGCUGGAGGAGACCGCCGACCUGGGCGGCCUCACGCUGCGGCAGCUCCUGUACGGCUUCCCGGUGUGCAUGUACCGCUUCCCGCCCGGCACGCUGCUGGCUCCAGGGCACCACGUUACGCAGGUUUGGGGCGAGGGCCCCGGCAGCACCAAGAAGCAGCCGCCGUCGUCCUUGGGCCAAGAGCCUGUCCACUUCCAUUCCGGCCGGGGAUGCGUGACUCUCCUCCUGAACCCCAAGGGCGAGGUCAGGGUCCUGAGCGAGCACCGGGCCCCCCACUGCGUGACCCCGGUCUCGAGGAUCUUCGCUGACAACACCGACCUCUCCGUAGACCGCUUCCCCCUCUCAGAGGACGGGCUUGGGGCCGACCCCGGGCAGCAGAGUCGCGGGCCUCAACACUCGCGCGGGGGCAGGGUGCGGGAGGCCGGAGCCAGACGCCGGAGGCCCAGGACGCGGGGCCUCUUGCCGCGGCUGAGCACCAGCAAGCUCUUCCGCCCGCGGGAGGUGCCGGCGAGGCCCGAGGCCGCCGAGACCCGCACGCCCGAGCUCCUGCCCGCCUUGCCCGGUGAGCGCACGGGGACGCGGAGGGCGGGCGGACCGCCGGGGAGUGGGAGUCCGGCCGACCCCAUCCCGUCGCUGUCCCUCGCAGAGGCCGGGCUGUGCCUGGAGCACUGCGGGGCUAGCAAGGAGCACAGGGUCCGGGUGUGCCGGAGGAGCGUGGACCUGGGCUGCCCGAUGGUAGCGCUGUCAGUGCAGAGCACGGCUGAGAGCAGAUACGGCUUCCGCUUCCUCCCCUGCCCGCCGGUCACCGCGGACCCGGGCGCUCGGGUGUAGAAGGUGGAGGGCAGCGCGGGCGUGGGCGCCCAAGGCCGAUGGGCCGCGCUGGGAGAAAGUCGUGGGAGACCAGCAGUGCCAGCUGCACAAUUUAUUGAACCAACGUCGCCUACGAAGUAAACCGCAUUCAUGUACACCUGA
Felis catus (domestic cat) is the source of this 2175-nucleotide messenger RNA. It is a transcript of the gene LMNTD2, whose product is annotated as lamin tail domain containing 2. Bases 1 to 2034 code for a protein of 677 amino acids. Gene Ontology annotation, cellular component: lamin filament. Lineage: Eukaryota; Metazoa; Chordata; Mammalia; Carnivora; Felidae. Gene Ontology annotation, biological process: chromatin organization. The record is from RefSeq and is a predicted model, not a curated record. Gene Ontology annotation, molecular function: structural constituent of chromatin. The transcript has 13 exons.